AUGAGUGAAGGUUAUAUGAGUGCGCCUAUUUUUUUGUUGUGCAAGUAUAAUGGUUACACAUUUGCAAUUAAGAUUGAUCAAAAUGUUACAUAUGAUCAGUUGGUUGAGAAGCUAUGUUUGAAAUGGGAUAAUUUGCAAUCUGAUAAUAUUUGUCUAUCUUACUCAUUGCCUGGACAUCCUAAUUGUAUGUUGGACAACAAUGAGGAGUUAGAUUUGUUGUUGGCAUUAGUUGUGCAUUUUGAUUCAAAGUGUACUGAUGUUGUUAUGAGAGUAAAAGACUCAACCAUUGAUUGUGGUUAUCUCAACAAAAGAUUGGAUUAUGGAGAAAGAGAGUCAAUGUUGGAUCUUGAAGUUUGUGAUAUUGCAUUGUCUCAUGACAGCAAUAUGUUAUCAUCAUUUUGUCGACACAAGGAAAAAGUACUGUUGUCUGCUGGUUGGGUAGUUAGUAUUACACAUGUAGGACAUAAAUUUGAAGGUGGAAUUGUUGAAUUUCGUAAUGCAUUGUCGAAGUUUUCUAUUGAGUGUGGAUUUGAGUUCAUAUUUGUUAAGAAUGAUAAAGUUCGUGUCACUGUACAAUGUUUGUUUAGAGAGACAAAAGGUUGUAUGUGGAAUGUUCAUGGUAGAGUGGAGAAUGCUAAUAGGUUCUUUUAUAUAAGGAAAUUGAACAAUGUCCACACAUGUGGUGCUGAAGUACGUACGAUGAAUCAUUCUCGUAUGAGUUCUGAUUUAGUUGCUGAUUUGAUUGUUGAAGGUGUUCGUGAUAAUCCAUUGACACGUCCAGUUCAUGUUGUUCGGGAUUUUAAGUUGGGGUAUGGGUUGAGAUUAAGAUGGUAUGUGGAUGUUGCAAAAAGUUGCAAUCCAGGGAGUUACAUUGAGUUUGAGUGUGACGAUGAUACUAAACGGUUUAAGAGAUUAUUUGUUGCUUUUCAUGGUUCUAUUAGUGGAUUUGAUUAUUGUCGACCUCUCUUAUUCCUUGAUGGCACAUUUUUGAAGGGAAGAUUUAGAGGAAAUUUACUUGCUGCUACAGGAAAAGAUGGAAAUCAAGCUACAGAAGAAAUCUGUUUUCUCUGUUCUGAAAUUGAGAAAGGUUCUUUCCUGUUUGUUUUGCAGUUGUUGGCUCAGAGAAUCAAGAUAACUGACGUUGAUCGUAACCUUGGAUUAGUUGAAGUGUUGCCAAAGGUUUUCCCAAUGGCUUUCCAUGCUUAUUGUUGUUAUCAUUUGAAGAUGAACUUGAGGCAUCAUUUGCGUGGUAUGUUUCAUGGAUUGAAAGAAAAACUGAUCACUUUGUUUGGGAAAUGUGCAUAUGCUCCAACUGAAGAAACAUUUCAUCAAUGUUUGGUUGAGUUAAAGACUGAAGGUGGGUCAAGAGUUGAAAAGUUUUUAGAUGACAUACCAUAUGAUCAUUAG
Molecule: messenger RNA, 1407 nt
Organism: Camellia sinensis
Lineage: Eukaryota; Viridiplantae; Streptophyta; Magnoliopsida; Ericales; Theaceae
Source: RefSeq, a predicted model, not a curated record